This is a messenger RNA of Mycena citricolor, 2422 nucleotides long. The record is from the annotation of a GenBank genome assembly. NCBI's taxonomy places the organism in Eukaryota, Fungi, Basidiomycota, Agaricomycetes, Agaricales, Mycenaceae.
CUCAUCUUUCCGUCUCGCACAAGUCUCAAUAAUGGCAGCGGACGCAUCUCUCUCGCCAGCAGCGAAAUCCCUGGUGUCCGCGACCGCGGGCUUCGAUGCGCUGUUCAAGAACGACAACGUUGGCGCGCGUGCGGCAUUCAGUGCCCCCUCCGACCCUUCGCCGUUCCACCUCCUCGGGCUCGGCGCCGUAGCGUUUCUCGAGGCUGCGCUGGGGAUGGAGCCGGGCCUCAUGGCUGAGGCGACGAAGAUUCUGCAGAGUGCAGAGCAGGGCGCCAAGCGGGCUGAGGCGGAGGCUAGGAAGGCGGGGUCCGCUACGGGGUCUGCACGUACGAAGGGUGGAGUCGACGGCCACGGCGACGGUGGGGGGCGCUUCGUGCCUGGUGUAGAAUGGGAGAUUCUGCACGCUGAUACGGUGGUGCUGUUAGGUCUGACGCAGGCUUUGUCUGAAUCCUAUAUGGGCUAUCUCCAGUGCUUAUACUCGCUCAAUGCUGCGCACGGCAAGUUCACGAAGCUUUACAAGGCGGUCUUCCCAUCAGGACUAGACGGAUACCGCACCCCCGCACCCUCACACGCCCCUUCCCGAUCAUCGUCCAUCCCCCCCACACCCAGUCAGAGCAAAUUCCUCUCAACCACCGAUCCAGACUCCGACCCCCAGCACACGAUCUCGAAAGCCACCUCGCUCUUAUCGCUCGCGUCAGGCAGCAGUGGAUCCUACCCGUCACCGAACGGCAGCACCGCGACGCUUUCCGUUCCGCCAUCGGGGGCAACCUCGCCGCUGUCCUCGUCUUCGACGACAUCGCUCUCGGCAGCCCCCGCACCGAAGAAGGGCGGGGGCGGUCUGUUUGGGAGGUGGGGCAGCGCCAGUCUGCUGAGUGUCGCGUCGUCGGCGCCGCGUUCGCCGGAGGCUGAGCGUGAGAAGAAGGCACGGGAAGAGGAGGAGCGGUGGCAGAGAGAACGGCCGGCGGAGGGUCCCGUCGAGGAGAUGGUCGUUGCUGGUUCCGCGUUCGGGUACGGGUUGUUCAAUCUGGUGUUCUCGUUACUCCCGAAGCGUGUCCAGUCGGUCGUGGGCAUCUUCGGCUUCAAAUACGACCGCGCACUGGCAUUGCAAGCGCUAGCUAUCAGCGCCGGCGUCCAUACGCUAAUAGAAGGUGAUGGUGGUACGGCCUCAGCAGGGACAGACGUACACGGCGUCUUUGCUGGUCUGACUCUGAUGACAUUCCACGGUGUGGUGCUCCUGCUUUCAGGGUAUCAAGCCGACGAAGCCAAGACUGUUCGUACAUACAAAACGAUCGUCGAUUCUAUUCAAGCAAGGUACCCCACUGGUGCGCUAUGGGUUCUCAAUAGGGCCAAGAUACUCCGCAUGACAGGCGAACCGGACGAAGCCAUAAGCGUUUUACAAGCUGCCUUGAGUGCAGAAGACAACGGAGACGUGAAACGAUUCGUGCAGGCGGAUACGUUGCUCGUAUUUGAGCUGGCAUGGACGCUUCUUUCUCAGCGACAGUUUGAAGAAGCGGCCGAAGCAUUCAUCCGAAUGACAGCUUUGAACUCGUGGUCGCAUGCAACAUACUUCUUCAUUGCGGCAGGCUGCUUCUUGGCUGUCGGUGAGAAAGCCAAGGCUCAGGAGCUCAUCGACAAGAUUCCAGAUCUGGUAACAAAGAAGAAAGUCGGCGGGAAGGAUCUACCGACGGAAGUCUUCAUUAAGAAAAAGAUGGAGUUCUGGAAAGAGAAAGCCAAGCGACAUAACAUCGAUGCGACGAAAUUGGUCGAUGUCAUUGGGAUCAAUCCAGCUUGGGAAAUGGGACUGUUCUGGAACUUGCACCAAAGGACCACGAAUGAAGUAGCCACAGCUUGCAUCAAGGACCUAGCAUCAAUAGCGCCUUCAAUAUCGGUGGUUUCACCGGUCCUCGAUGGAACUCCGCCGCAGAAAACAUUGGCUGAGCUCGACACACCCGACGAGCAAGCACUGCGUUCUCUCCUCCUCGGGGUCAUGCACCGGACACUCGGGCUUUUCGGCCCGGCUCGUGAACUGUUGGAAAGUGCACGUGCCACUGGUUCUCACGCGAAAGUGAACACGUGGGUCCCAGGGGUGGCACUGUUCGAGGAGGCAGUGUUGGUGUUGAAAGUUGAGGACAGUGUCCGUGCGCUGGACGAAGCGGACAAGUUGCUUGAUCAGGCCCAGAGCCAUGCUGCCAAGAGCGAGAUCGAUCUGAGCUCCCGGUUGGACAGUCGCAUUGCUUUGCUGAGAGAUGAGAUUGGGAAAAAGAGGGCCGCUAGCUGAGACGAUGCAGUAUCAUAUACUUCCGCGCACUGCGUCAUAGAGGAUUGAUUGUUAGACAUCUGGCUUGAUGGGUACCACGGACUAGAAAAUCGGCCCUCAUCGAAGUCCUAUCCGAGGUAAAAUUGAAAUCUUCUCUGCCAGUAA